This is a messenger RNA of Camelina sativa (false flax), 1434 nucleotides long. RefSeq lists its product as uncharacterized. The record is from RefSeq and is a predicted model, not a curated record. NCBI's taxonomy places the organism in Eukaryota, Viridiplantae, Streptophyta, Magnoliopsida, Brassicales, Brassicaceae.
AUUGAUUUUUUUCUAGACUCAAAACAAUCAAAUACUUUAAAUAAUCAAUCUAUCCAAAUGUUGUUAGUUAUAUUUGUAUAAGUUUAAUACUCUUUCACAAAACUGAAACGAUUUUUUAAGAUCAAACCAUAUACAAAAAAAGAGACGAUGUGCGACGGCGAUGGCGAUGGCGAUUAGCUCUAGAGUUACGAUGUGCGACUUCGACGAUGGAGGACGGGGAGAUGGUCUCUCGCGUCUUCUGGUGGGUGUUUGGCGUCAGAGAUGGAUCAUAUAUUUAUUUCUGGUGGGGAGAGGUUUUCUCUCCAAAAUGAGAAGUUUUAUUCAAUCAGAUCUUAUUCGGCGGUGUCCGAUUGAUCCGAUGGAUAGUGAAUUGGGGAUCAGGUUGAUUCAAGUCACGACCAUGGAGAUCUCGGCCAGAUAUUCUACACUGUGUCGGGAUCUGAUUGAGAUACUGAUUGAGCUGGCUGUUGAGGGUCUCAAGGCGAGGAUUUGUUGGUAUGGUGGCUAUGGAAACUGUUGGUGCUAUUCCCUUUGGUUUUUUGGUUUGGAGAUCCUCAGUGAUUUGGUUCUUAUGUUUGUUUUUGGAAUUGUAAGGAUUCGGUUCGUGAAUAUGGUAGUUUCGGUUGAUUUUUUUUUACUGAGUCGGGAUUUGUUUGGUGUAUUGAUUGCGACAGAGGUUGACGGUAUCAAGGUGAGGAUACGAUGGUGUGGUAGUUAUAGAAAUUGUCGUUAUUUAGCCUUCUGGUUAUCCGAUUCAAGGAUCCUCAAUGAUCUGAUUCUAGCGUUAGUUUUUCAAAUUGUGAUUUGUAGUAUCAGUGUGAUCAUCGUAUUCUAUUGGUAUCAUGGCUCAACUGGCACUCAACAAGGGCAAGGCUUCUUUGGUGCGUACAGAAACGGUGAAGGCUUCAAACACAGUUUUGGUUCAAUGGAUUCAGCAGUUCUCCUUGACUCUUAUUGGACGGCUGAUGAACCCUUCUGUUCAAAGGAUGGAGUCCUUAGUGGCCAAUCUCCCAAAGAUCUGGAAGUUAGAGGAUAAAGUGGUGGGAGCAGACUUGGGACAGAGUACUUUUCAAUUCAACUUUGAAGAUGAGAUGGAUCUCCAAGCGGUUUUGCAGAAUGAGCCUUAUCACUUUGAUGGUUGGAUGGUGUCUUUGGUCAAAUGGGAGCCGAUCAAUUUCUUCUACCUACCCUUCGGCUAUCAAUUUCUGAGUGAAGGUGCCUUGGGAUCCCUAUGCAUCUAUGGGAGGUGGCGACUCUACAAGCAAUAGACAAGAAGCUUGGUAUUCUCCGUGAGGUUGAUGAGGAAUCUGGUAGCAUCUGUGUCACGGUGAAUGGCUUUAAUCCUCUCUUAUUUCAGUUGGUUGUGCCCUUUGAUACUGGCGAUGAAGUAGUUAUGUCCCUUGAUUAUGAGAAACUGAUGGGUUUUUGUGAGCA